UUCGUCUACAGAAACUCGCUAACACGGCCUGCUGCUGAAAAGUCGAGGAUCUCCGAGCGUUAUAAACUCCUCUCCCCAUACAGGCGCUGUACCAGGACUAGUAGUGUUCGUUAUAGAAGCAGUCAUGGAUUUAUUUCAUUCUGAACACCGAUUUGACCCGGACAGACUGCCUCUCCAGCCGUCCCUGGAACAUGGGUAAAAGGAAGAAAGCGCUGACCGAGGUGGCGAUGUGAAAGUGACACACGUUUGCAACUGACCAAUCAUUUCUUGAAUUCUUCGGAUGAUAUAUAUAUAUAACAUUGUUACGUGAAAUAUAAGUGAAAUAAUUUUUGUUCUUACAAAACCAUGACAACGAUAGACGAUAAUCGGGUCAUUCUUAAUGUUGGCGGCAUCCGCCAUGAGACUUAUAAAGCCACCCUAAAGAAGAUUCCAGCCACGCGUCUCUCCCGACUGACCGAGGCGCUGGCCAACUAUGACCCCAUACUUAACGAGUACUUCUUCGACCGCCACCCUGGGGUGUUCGCGCAGAUCCUCAACUACUACCGCACAGGGAAGCUCCACUACCCCACCGAUGUCUGUGGCCCGCUGUUUGAGGAAGAACUCGAGUUCUGGGGGUUGGAUUCGAACCAAGUGGAGCCGUGCUGCUGGAUGACCUACACCCAACACAGGGAUACUCAGGACGUGCUGGCCAUCUUGGAUCGGCUGGACCUGGACACAGACAAACCGACGGAGGAGGACAUCAUGAAGAAGUUUGGAUGGGAGGAGGAAUACAGGGCGGGGGAGCUGAACUGCUGGCAGAGGAUCCAGCCCAAGAUAUGGGCCCUCUUUGACGAGCCCUACUCCUCCAAUGCUGCCAAGGUAAGACGGGUCAUCGCCGUUGUAUCAGUAUUUUUCAUCGUGGUUUCUAUUUUAUCCUUCUGUUUGAAAACACAUCCCGAGAUGCGAGUUCCAGUGCUCAAGAAUACCACUUCGAACACCUCCGACGGCGGACUCUCAUGGCGGCUAGAGAAGAAGAAGACAGAGCCCCAUCAGGCGUUCUUUUAUAUUGAAUGUGCAAGCAAUGCUUGGUUUACAUUUGAAAUAAUAAUUCGAUUGAUAGUUGCACCAAAUAAGUUAGAUUUUCUGAAAGCACCGGUGAACAUAAUAGAUAUUAUAGCUACUCUUUCAUUCUAUUUGGAUUUUAUGUUGACGAAGCUGAAACAAGAAAAUGAUAUUCUGGAGUUCUUUAGCAUCAUCCGUAUCAUGCGACUUUGUAAGCUUACACGGCAUUCCGCCGGACUCAAGAUCCUAAUUCAUACUUUCAAGGCGAGUGCCAAGGAACUCGUGCUGCUAGUGUUUUUCCUUGUGUUGGGCAUUGUGAUUUUUGCCGCUCUGAUAUUUUAUGCGGAACGAAUUCAAUAUAAUCCGGAUAACGAUUUCACGUCCAUUCCGGUUGGACUGUGGUGGGCUAUCGUUACUAUGACAACCGUGGGGUACGGAGACAUGGCGCCAAAGACGUACGUGGGUAUGUUUGUGGGGGCGCUGUGUGCUCUGCUGGGGGUACUGACUAUUGCGCUCCCAGUCCCCGUCAUAGUCAGCAACUUCGCCCUGUUCUAUUCUCAUACGCAGGCGCGAUCCAAACUACCGAAGAAGAGGAGGCGGGUCCUUCCGGUUGAACUGCCUCGACCGAAGGGCCCCAAGGGCAUGGGGCCCGGGGGAGGUCCCCCUCCCAUCAACAGGCACAGGAACGCCAUCAAGCACCCCCCUGUGGGUCAGCCGGACCAUAAGAUCAACAGAAUGGAUCAAGGUUGUACAAUACAGCAAUUGAUGCCCUUUCGUACAUAUCCGUACGGGUAUUUCUUAGGCCGGGCUGGAGAGGAAUCGAUCCCGAUGUUGAUGAUAAAUCACACUGAUAAAGAGGACAGUACGGUACCUCGAUCCCGACCCCAAUCCAAUGUGGUAGACAAGAGCCCACCCCGCCUUGUGGAAAUAAGUUCAAACCCCGGAACCCCUCUUAAAGUUACCGAAAUUAAGCCAUCGGAUGCCGCUGGGAUCACCAGUCUUAUCAUGGCACCUAACGCCAACCUAAACAGUACCCCCGUGGGGAGCAGUAACUCUGUGACAGCCACCACCGCCAGCCUGGGGGUCACCACCAACUCUGUCACCAGUAAUGUCACCACAUCCACCUCGAUAAACCAGGACAAGAAGGACCUGGUAAACAACUCUCAUGUAGCGGACGGGGCGACAACAGACUCCACCAAACUCUCGAAUUCCUCCGCGGUGAACAACUCGGCGGAAGCGCGUCACUACUCCCCCUCCACCUCACCCCCCAAGUCUAACAAUCUGGUGGCGGUGAAUACGUAACCCAGGCCACGUGUCGCUAUGUCGUACCGCUCAGUGACUUCCAGCCGCGCAAGACAUAUCGGUAACUCAGCUUGUGAUAUCUACGUCACGCCUGCUCCUUCGAACCGGAAGUAGGACUGUAUUUCAAGGGUGGUAGUUAGAAUGUCCUAGUGUCCUGCUUCAGAUGACAAAGCGACACCUGGUGUAGGUUAGGAACAAUCUUAGAGAAAUGUGAUGAUUUUUUUUAUUCAGUCGGCAUUUCUUAUGAGAACAUUUGAAUUAAUUCACUUCCUGUAUCCGUGCUGUGAAUUCCUCACCUUGUGUGUUGUCCAUAUAGCUGAAACUUAGGAAAUUACUAAAACAAUGAUUGUCAAUCACCAAGGUUAAUGUAUUCGUUUCCCCAAAACAAGAUAACUAGGAAAAUUAUAUACCUUGUUUCUAAUUUUGAAGAAAUCUAAGCGUGUACUGGUUACAAAACCGUUUGCAACGAACUUCCCAACUCUAUCAGCUGUUGAUAGUAGCUUGUUUUGUUUUUUGAUUCUACGUACAACGCAACCAAACGAUAUUAUUCUCUUACAGUAUUCUCAGAGGACGUGAUCAACAGAACGGUAGAAUCCAGUCGAUAUUUUAAUGUGUCUCUGGAAUCUGAUUGAAGUGAUACAAAUUAAAGGUCCCGGAUGUUUUGACUAUCCACAGGAAGUCUCGACUAUCUCCGUACUCCUUACUUCUAAACUGAACUCACCCAAUUCCAAAACAGCCAUACCGUAUUUUUUAUCGUGACUAAAACUAAAUAUAGCAUAUUUAUUAGAGAUUUCUUAAAUUGCACAAGAUAUAUAUCUUUAUAUAACACGUCAACUUGAUUUUUAUGUAUUGCCUGCACAGAAAUGGUUUCCAGCGCACCGAGUAGUCCGCAAUAGAGUCGCUACAAGUCCCAGUGUAUCAAUACCGAAUUAUUCCGGCAAGGAUUUUAUUGUGUAAAAUUGACGCAGUUCCCGUUUUCAAUCCUAGAGAUUUUGCUGCAAUACGCUGAUAUUUAACUAUGCUGUUGACAUUCUUGUGAAAUUUAUUUUUCUUCUCCCCUAGUGUUUAGUGUUCUGUGUUAAAAGUUCGCGGAGCACAAGCAGGGAGUUGUGUUUGUGAAGCAGACCUAUAUCAACCGUGUGUGCGUGUGUUUCUUGUAUAUAUCUGUUUAUUACUAUAUUAUAUAUAUACACAGCGAAAUGUUAUUUUUCAUUGUUCUCCUUCAAAAUAUAUAAUCUCAUUCAGACACUAUAGUUUCAUUUCAUACAAGCAAACAAGAGACUCGUGGCCAUAUGCCGCACAAAGACCACAUUAAAUAGAAUGUGUUCCAUCUAAAUACAAAUUGCUGCUCUUUUUAUUUGAUCCAUCGAUUUCAAAUAACCAAUAAAACAGCCAGUCUCAAAAUACGUGUAGGUCACAGAGGCGAAAUGGCGGUGUAGACCAGACUCUGUUCACGGGUGUUUGUCGAGGUUUGGAAACUGAACAAGACCUUUGUUCAUAAUUUGCACUUGUUUGCCCAGUGAAAAAUACCGAAAAUUAUAUAUAGAACUAUAAAUGUGAAUUGUUUAAUAGUAUUGAAUAGAGGGGUUGGGAGGCGAACUGUUUAUUUAAUAGUCUUAUAGUCUUAAUAGUCAUAGCAAAAAUACAAAACCCCAAAACCAAACCAAAAGGACAAACACUAUCAUUACACAUGAAACUUCAUCAAAUGACGAUUAUCUAGACAUUCUGGGGACCCAUCGUAUCCAUGGUUACGGGAUACACAGCGGUCCCUGUAAACUAUUUGGGCUCCCCCGCCAGUUUUUAUACUACAGUAAAUUCCUUCUUGACCGCCCAAUCUUUUGCCUGUCUAUUUCGGACAAGCACGUCUUAUCGUUAUCUUCUGCAGAUUGACAAUAAAGCAUCGUACAUAUUA
This is a messenger RNA of Magallana angulata, 4255 nucleotides long. Its product is annotated as potassium voltage-gated channel protein Shaw-like. The record is from RefSeq and is a predicted model, not a curated record. The coding region runs from base 346 to 2343 and encodes 665 amino acids. The transcript is spliced from 8 exons. NCBI's taxonomy places the organism in Eukaryota, Metazoa, Mollusca, Bivalvia, Ostreida, Ostreidae. Gene Ontology annotation, molecular function: delayed rectifier potassium channel activity; protein binding. Gene Ontology annotation, cellular component: dendrite membrane; neuronal cell body membrane; axon. Gene Ontology annotation, biological process: protein homooligomerization; potassium ion transmembrane transport.